Neomonachus schauinslandi (Hawaiian monk seal) is the source of this 2534-nucleotide messenger RNA. RefSeq names its product Kruppel like factor 6 (gene KLF6). The coding region runs from base 284 to 1135 and encodes 283 amino acids. NCBI's taxonomy places the organism in Eukaryota, Metazoa, Chordata, Mammalia, Carnivora, Phocidae. The record is from RefSeq and is a predicted model, not a curated record. The transcript has 4 exons. Gene Ontology annotation, biological process: regulation of transcription by RNA polymerase II. Gene Ontology annotation, molecular function: RNA polymerase II cis-regulatory region sequence-specific DNA binding; DNA-binding transcription factor activity, RNA polymerase II-specific.
GGGGGAGCCAGCGGGGAGGAGGGGGAGGCUGGCAGCGGAGCUUUGAAUAGGGAAGUUUUGCAGGGGUUACGUUUGCAGUCAGUCCGGUGUUUGCAAAUAUUGUGUGGGCUCGCGAGCGCGUCUCUGGGCUCCGGUAGGAUCCGAACCCGCGGCGCCUAAUUGCUGUGCACUGAGUUUGCAUGAAACUUUCCCCGGCGCUGCAGGCACGACUGCUGCGCUCCCGACUCCAGACCGCACACCUCCCUGUUUUCACAACAGCAGUGACUGUCUUUUCCAACCCGACAUGGAUGUACUCCCAAUGUGCAGCAUCUUCCAGGAACUCCAGAUUGUGCACGAGACUGGUUACUUCUCGGCGCUGCCCUCCCUGGAGGAAUAUUGGCAACAGACCUGCCUGGAGUUGGAACGUUACCUCCAGAGCGAACCCUGCUAUGUGUCAGCCUCCGAAAUCAAGUUUGACAGCCAGGAAGAUCUGUGGACCAAAAUCAUCCUGGCUCGGGAGAAAAAGGAGGACCCGGACCUGAAGCUUUCCUCCAGUCCCCCCGAGGAUGCUCUGAACAGCCCCGGCUUUGCUUACAACCUGGAGACCAACAGCCUGAACUCCGACGUGAGCAGCGAGGCCUCCGACAGCUCUGAGGAACUUUCUCCCACCACCAAGUUUACCUCCGACCCCAUCGGCGAAGUCUUAGUCAACUCGGGGACCCUGAGCUCCUCCGUCACCUCCACGCCCCCGUCUUCUCCAGAACUGAGCAGGGAGCCUUCUCACCUGUGGGGCUGCGUGCCAGGCGAGCUGCACCCCCCCGGGAAGCUGCGCAGUGGGACUGCGGGAAAGCCGGGCGACAAGGGCAGUGGGGACGCCUCCCCGGAUGGCCGGAGGCGGGUGCACCGCUGCCACUUUAACGGCUGCAGGAAAGUUUACACCAAAAGCUCCCACUUGAAAGCACAUCAGCGCACUCACACAGGAGAAAAGCCUUACAGAUGCUCAUGGGAAGGGUGUGAGUGGCGUUUUGCAAGAAGCGAUGAGUUAACCAGACACUUCAGAAAGCACACUGGUGCCAAGCCUUUUAAAUGUUCUCACUGUGACAGGUGUUUCUCCAGGUCCGACCACCUGGCCCUGCACAUGAAGAGGCACCUCUGAGGGAGCAGAGCGGCGAAUCCUGCGGGCUAAAAGGCUUCCAGGCUGAGAGACAGCCGUGGAGGAAGGGUGCGUGUUCCAGCCAAAGCAUGCCAUUUUGCACCCCACCCAGUUGCCUCCAGGACCUCUACUUGGAAGGUCUUUCGAGGGCGAAAAACGUCAUGUCAGAAGCGGCAGAGCACCCGCGGUGUGUGGUGUUUGGGUGGCCCUGGACUCGCCACUGGUACCUAUCUUCUGAGUGGUCCCUAAGCCUUUGCCGUGAGCAUGUGCACUGAGAAUGUUAAUGGUUGGGUUGACUGUCUGUGGAGGGUCUGUUAGUUACUGACUGUGUGAUGGGGGCAGAGUCUUUUUUCCCUUGCGGUAGCGAGACUGCAAGAGGCAGCAAGCGCGGAGUUUGAAUGUUCUGUGUGUGAGGAGUAUCCCAGGAGAUGAGGUGACCACCGAUCAUUUCCCGGGGGGUGGGGUCUGCGCCUUAGGAAAAAAAAAAAGAAGAAGAAAAAAAAAAAAAAAAAAAGGGAAAACAUGGGGGGGGGGAGUGGGUGGUCAAGACCCCCGAGUGGCGAGUGGGUGUGGGGAGGGGAGCCCCUCCCCGUGCGAGAGAACUUUCGGUGUCUGGUGCAGCUACGAAAAAAAAAAAAACGUGCAAUGUGUCAAGUAGCUUGUUUACUUGCUACAACAGAGCUCAUUUGUGACCCGUUGUAUAAGCUGUGUAUUUACAAAUAUAACACAUUGAUAACUUUUCCUUGUAAGACUAAAAGUAAUGCAUGGUCUGGGAAACUAUCCGCUUUCCAUUCUUAAAUCAGGACUACAAUGUUGAUUCCAGUUACUGAGCAGCUAAGAGAUGAUUGGUCAAAUUCAGUGAUCCCUAGCCAUCUGGGCCUGGUAAUACACAAUCCUUCCCCCACCUUCCCCCCAGCGAUUUUGUAACACUCCCCUUUCAGAAAGGCGUCGUGCAGCAUAGGAUUAUUUUUUAAAUGAUUCUGAAUUUGAAUUACCUUUUUGGAGAACUUCCUGAUGCCCUUUGAAGACAUUGGGCAUAUGUUGGGUAUCAAGAAUGCUAGGGCUGGGAAUUGCUAGUCUAAUGUGACGUUAGACUAAGAACCUAAAAUUUUUCUCAGUUGGGUGGAUAAAACCACUAAAGCUUAGAAACUGUUUUCUCAUGCAGCUAAGUUUCUCUUAUUUAUGCCUUGAGGACUAAUUUCUGGUUUUCUAGCUGUUAAUGCACUGUAGAUCUUAAUAAUGGUGCCUUAUGCAAGUGACCCCUUCUGUGGGGGUCUCAUACAGGGGUAUGGGUGAUGCAUGCUUUAUUAAGGCUCUUUUUUCACCUGGCAUUGUACUGUAUCAAUAUAUAAUACAGAAAAAAAAAAAAUCUCUUUAAAGUCCUCCUUCACAAAGACAAAUA